Molecule: messenger RNA, 1401 nt
Organism: Loxodonta africana (African savanna elephant)
Lineage: Eukaryota; Metazoa; Chordata; Mammalia; Proboscidea; Elephantidae
Gene: KCNK4
Product: potassium two pore domain channel subfamily K member 4
Exons: 7
Coding region: 37-1401 (454 amino acids)
Biological process (GO): stabilization of membrane potential; potassium ion transmembrane transport
Cellular component (GO): plasma membrane
Molecular function (GO): outward rectifier potassium channel activity; potassium ion leak channel activity
Source: RefSeq, a predicted model, not a curated record
GCGGGGAGUGGAAUUGGCCGGACCCCUGGCCGCGCCAUGCGCAGCACAACGCUGCUGGCACUGCUGGCCCUGGUCCUGCUGUACUUGGUGUCGGGUGCCCUGGUGUUCCAGGCCCUGGAGCAGCCCCACGAGCAGCAGGCCCAGAGGGAGCUGGGGGAGGUCCGAGAGAAGUUCCUGAGGGCCCAUCCAUGUGUGAGCGACCAGGAGCUGGGGCACUUCAUCAAGGAGGUGGCUGAUGCCCUGGGAGGGGGUGCAGACCCUGAAACCAACUCAACCAGUAACAGCAGCCACUCAGUCUGGAACCUGGGCAGCGCCUUCUUUUUUUCCGGCACCAUCAUCACCACCAUCGGCUAUGGCAACGCGGCCCUGCGCACUGAUGCUGGGCGACUCUUCUGCAUCUUUUACGCGCUGGUGGGGAUUCCUCUGUUCGGGAUCCUGUUGGCUGGGGUCGGGGACCGCCUGGGUUCCUCCCUGCGUCGGGGUAUCGGCCACAUCGAAGCCAUCUUCCUGAAGUGGCACGUGCCACCGGAGCUGGUGCGGGUGCUGUCCGCGGUGCUCUUCCUAUUGAUCGGCUGCCUGCUCUUUGUCCUAACGCCCACGUUCGUGUUCUGCUAUGUGGAGGGCUGGAGCAAACUGGAGGCCAUCUACUUCGUCAUAGUGACGCUCACCACAGUGGGCUUCGGUGACUAUGUGGCCGGCGCCGACCCCAAGCAGGACACCCCAGCCUACCAGCCACUGGUGUGGUUCUGGAUUCUGCUUGGCCUCGCCUACUUCGCCUCCGUGCUCACCACCAUUGGGAACUGGCUGCGAGUGGUGUCCCGCCGCACCCGAGCUGAGAUGGGCGGCCUCACGGCACAGGCCGCCAGCUGGACCGGCACGGUAACGGCGCGGGUGACCCAGAGAGCGGGGCCCACCGCCCCGCCGCCUGAGAAGGAGCGGCCGCUCCUGCCUCCGCCUCCAGCCCCAACGCAGCCUGUUGUCCGUCCCCUAUCCCCUGAGCCCACUGAAAAGGUCGAUCCGCCUUCCCCUCCGACGGCCUCCGCCCUGGACUACCCCAGCGAGAACUUGGCUUUCAUUGACGAGUCCUCGGACACACAGAGCGAGCGCGGCUGCGCGCUGGCUCGAACACCCCGGGGUCGCCGCCGCCCCAACCCUCCCAGGAAGCCUGCGCGGCCCCGGGGCCCCGGGCGUCCCCGGGACAAAGACCCCAAGGCUUUCUGUGUUGCUGCCCCGCGGGGCCUGUCCCUCACAACACCUCACGACUGUGCCUCAAAGCCUGGAUCAAUAAAUGAAAAUAUUGUGCACCGCUGCGAGCCUGCGCGCUCCGGGGACGCGAGUGGGUGUGGGCGCGCUGGAGUGAGGCAGCUGCGGGACACGGCAGGGCGCCCCCCCUCCCCGUGA